Exophiala viscosa is the source of this 1626-nucleotide messenger RNA. RefSeq names its product major facilitator superfamily domain-containing protein. NCBI's taxonomy places the organism in Eukaryota, Fungi, Ascomycota, Eurotiomycetes, Chaetothyriales, Herpotrichiellaceae. Gene Ontology annotation, biological process: transmembrane transport. The record is from RefSeq and is a predicted model, not a curated record. Gene Ontology annotation, molecular function: transmembrane transporter activity. Bases 1 to 1626 code for a protein of 541 amino acids. The transcript has 8 exons. Gene Ontology annotation, cellular component: plasma membrane.
AUGGCUGCCCACUCCGAAAACCUGGCGGGCUCCGUGCCUGGCACAGUACACCUCGUCGAUCUGGAUCACACCAUGCACACCCGUCACGCCCAAGGUGGUGAUAUCGUGCUUGUUCCCACACCAUCGAAGGACCCGGACGACCCGCUCAAUUGGACACCUCGAAGGAAGUACCUUUCGAGCUUGUGUUCGAACCUCUACACCUGGUUCACCGGCAUGUCUGUGUCAACCGUCUACUCCGUGCUCGUUCCCCUUUCGACGAAUUCUGGUGUCUCAAUAUCUACGCUCAAUGAAGGAACAGGAUAUAUGUUCUUGUUGCUAGGUUGGAGUUUACUCUUUUGGCAGCCAUUUGCUUUGAGAUACGGCAAGCGUCCAGCAUAUCUGAUCUCUAUCCUCGGUUCUCUGGCAACAAGUGUUUGGAGUGCCUACGUCAAGAGCGAUGGAGAGUGGCUGGCAAAAUGUAUCGUCCAGGGCUUUUUCAAUGCCCCAAUCGAGGCACUUCCCGAAAUCUCGGUGACUGAUAUCUAUUUUACACACCAGCGUGGCACGUGGAUGGGCAUGUACGCCUUCACCCUCGCUGGCAGCAACUAUUUCACACCUGUGCUCUGUGGAUUUAUCGCGGAAUAUCAAGGCUGGAGAUGGGUGUUUUACUGGCCCGCCAUCUUUCUCGCCUUUGUCUUCGUCUUCCUGUUUCUCUUUAUGGAAGAAACGAACUACGUCCGCGCUACUGCCGGCAUUGUGGAGGACACCGACUCACCACCGCCAGAGUCUACCAUGGGAACUGAUGCAGAAAAGAAUCCCACUGCCAACGCCAACUCUUCCAGGGUUUCGACCGAGGACGGUCUCGUCACGAAGCCUCCGAAGACAUUCGUCCAGAGAUUAUCGGUAUGGAACCCGACUCCAGGCGAUAAUAUGAUCCAGCGCGCAAUUCGAAGUCUCAAAUACCUUGGAUGGCCGGUCAUAUUCUACGCCGGCUUCUCGUAUGGCUCAUAUUUGAUCUGGUUCAACGUCCUCAAUGCCACGGCAUCCAUCAUUCUCGGUGGCGCGCCAUACAACUUUUCCGCUUCCAUGGUUGGUUUAUCCUACGUCUCCUGCACCCUAGGAGUCAUCAUCGGAUCUCUUAUCUCAGGCAGACUGAGUGAUUGGCUGACCAUCAAACUUGCUCGUCGCAAUAACGGAAUAAUGGAAGCUGAGCACCGUUUGUGGCCUUUUGUUCUUUGCGUCAUCUUCGUUCCUGGCUCUCUCAUCCUAUGGGGUGUAGGGGCAGCGCAUGGAGUACACUGGUUCGGUCUCAUCUUCGCGAUGGGAUCCCUCGCAUGUUCGACAACAUUCGGUGUGGCCCUCAGUGUUAACUACCUGGUUGACAGCUAUCACGAGAUUAGCGGUGAUGCUCUUGUGGCGGUCAUACUGGUGCGCAACACCAUGUCGUUUGCAAUCAGCUAUGGUAUAACUCCGUGGUUGACCAAUCUUGGGUACCAGAAUUGCUUCAUAUCUGCCGCCUUUAUCGGUAUGGCCGCAUCAUCAGCCUUCUUCAUCAUGAUCAAAUGGGGCAAGGGCUUCCGUACAAAGAGUGCGCCGAGAUACUGGGAGAUUGUCGAGGCCAAUAAAUUGAAGGCCGCGGAAAGGUGA